Messenger RNA from Lithohypha guttulata, 618 nucleotides. RefSeq names its product iron-binding protein (gene ISU1). The record is from RefSeq and is a predicted model, not a curated record. The transcript has a single exon. Gene Ontology annotation, biological process: intracellular iron ion homeostasis; iron-sulfur cluster assembly. Bases 1 to 618 code for a protein of 205 amino acids. Gene Ontology annotation, molecular function: ferrous iron binding; 2 iron, 2 sulfur cluster binding. NCBI's taxonomy places the organism in Eukaryota, Fungi, Ascomycota, Eurotiomycetes, Chaetothyriales, Trichomeriaceae. Gene Ontology annotation, cellular component: mitochondrial matrix; cytoplasm.
AUGUCUCGCCGUAUCCUCACAAGCACCACUCCUCGCGCUCUAUCAGCCUCCGUCAGACCGUCGACAAACUCUGUCAUCACAAGAGCGCCACGUAUCCUCGUCUCAUCACAGCAACAACCCGCACAGAGAAGAAAUUACCAUGAAAAGGUCCUUGACCACUACUCGAACCCCCGCAAUGUCGGUUCAAUGAGCAAGAACGACGCAGAUGUCGGUACCGGUCUAGUCGGCGCACCCGCUUGUGGCGAUGUUAUGAAACUGCAAAUUCGAGUCGAUCCAGACAGCAAUACAAUCAGUGACGUUAAGUUCAAGACUUUCGGCUGCGGUUCUGCUAUCGCCUCGUCUUCAUAUCUUACAGAGCUGGUACGCGGCAUGACGCUGGAGCAAGCUAGCAGAGUAAAGAACACCGAGAUUGCUAAGGAGCUCUGCCUACCACCCGUCAAGUUGCAUUGCAGUAUGUUGGCGGAGGAUGCGAUCAAGAGUGCAAUUAACAACUACUACACUAAGAACCCGAAGGCGAAGCAGACAGAUUUGGGCAUGAGCCAGGCUCAAGGUAUGCCGAGGAUUGAGAUCGAGAAGGUUACGGCUACCACAGACACUGGGGCGAGUGCAGCUGCCUAG